AGAGAGAGAGAGAGAGAGAGAGAGAGAGAGAGAGGGAGAGAGAAUCAGCGAACGAACAAGUGCAACAGAGAGAGAGAGAUGGCUCCAGUGUGGACAGGUGAACGGCCGGCCACGUCAGACGUCCAGAAUAUCGCAGAUGCGGUGAAAUCCAGUGUGGAACAUCAGAUCGGCCAUAAACUGACGACGUACAUCGCGAAAACCUGCCGUGACCAGGACCAGACUUGUAUGCUGGGAAAACUUUACCUGAUCAAGAUCGAUAUCAGCAACAACAACGUCCUCCACAUUGAGGUGUUCGUUCCUCGUCAGCACUCUAUCUCUGAUUCAGUUCUGCUGGCGGUCGUGGAAAACUUCAGGAUGAGCGAUCCGCUGGAACCCUUGGUCUGAGAAACGAGAGUUUCCUGACCGAUGCCAACCCCUCGCUGUGCUUGCGGCCCACCCCUCGGGAAUAUACCCCUCCCUCCCUACAAAGCUCGUCACGGGGUAGUUGGGACACCCUUCAGCUACCCACAGUUUAAUGCGGGGUUUGGUUCUUCCUGUCCACAGAUCCCAGACACACUCCCACCUCCCCGAGACCCUACACCCCCGCCAACUCACCGACAGGUCCCGCGCUCCCGGAAUACCAGCAGACCCACCUCUCCAGCUCGCUGAGGCCACCUGAACCGUCAGCUGUUCGACGCACAAGCUUUUCGCUAAUAAAACGCGUUGAUCCGA
Messenger RNA from Hypanus sabinus (Atlantic stingray), 711 nucleotides. Its product is annotated as cystatin-B-like. Lineage: Eukaryota; Metazoa; Chordata; Chondrichthyes; Myliobatiformes; Dasyatidae. The record is from RefSeq and is a predicted model, not a curated record. Gene Ontology annotation, cellular component: cytosol. Gene Ontology annotation, molecular function: cysteine-type endopeptidase inhibitor activity. The coding region runs from base 79 to 384 and encodes 101 amino acids. The transcript has 3 exons.